Molecule: messenger RNA, 470 nt
Organism: Trachymyrmex septentrionalis
Lineage: Eukaryota; Metazoa; Arthropoda; Insecta; Hymenoptera; Formicidae
Product: small lysine-rich protein 1
Exons: 2
Coding region: 197-466 (89 amino acids)
Source: RefSeq, a predicted model, not a curated record
UAAUUCUAAUUAAUUCCGAGGAAUUAGAUUAGCGAUGAAUCAACUUAUUGAUGUAAUUGUUACAAGUUGAUAUGGCAACGCGAGUUAUUUCUUCCGGUUUAAGCCAGGAGUUGGCUUUCUACCACGAGAAUACGGCGAAACUGCAGUGUGAAAUUAGUUGCAUAAAUUUGAACAUCGGCUUCAUUAAUCGACUACAAUGGCAACGGGUAAAAGUAAGAAGAAGGCUGGAACGAAAACAAACGGAAAAAAUAAUGGAAAAGGUACUAAAGGUGGUAAUGGCGGCAAAAGUAAAGGAUCAAAGAAAUCGAGAAGAAGCGGCGGAAAAGCACGAUUUGCUAUGGACAUCUUUAACGAGGAAGUGAUGGAAAACGCUUAUUAUACAUGUCAUAAUAUUAUGGACGUGCUAAAAUGUCGAGGUUUCCCGUGGCCAGAGGCUCAGAAGAAAAAAGGAAAGAGGAAGAAAUAAAUAG